This is a messenger RNA of Pongo pygmaeus (Bornean orangutan), 706 nucleotides long. RefSeq names its product C-C motif chemokine ligand 1 (gene CCL1). Gene Ontology annotation, cellular component: extracellular region. NCBI's taxonomy places the organism in Eukaryota, Metazoa, Chordata, Mammalia, Primates, Hominidae. The transcript is spliced from 3 exons. The record is from RefSeq and is a predicted model, not a curated record. Gene Ontology annotation, molecular function: chemokine activity; CCR chemokine receptor binding. Bases 185 to 475 code for a protein of 96 amino acids. Gene Ontology annotation, biological process: positive regulation of cell migration; chemokine-mediated signaling pathway; inflammatory response.
GGGUGUGAGCAACUGUUCCCUGUCCCUAUGGCUUCCCACUUGUGGCUCCCACCAUGGCCUGGAGUUUUGGGUGGAGUUUUUCAAAUAAAAGGCCUCAGCAUUGCAGGACGGCACAGUGGUGAGCUCUUAGCUUCACCAGGCUCAUCAAAGCUGCUCCAGGAAGGCCCGAGCCAGACCAGAAGACAUGCAGAUCAUCACCACAGCCCUGGUGUGCUUGCUGCUAGCUGGGAUGUGGCCAGAAGAUGUGGACAGCAAAAGCAUGCAGGUACCCUUCUCCAGAUGUUGCUUCUCAUUUGUGGAGCAAGAGAUUUCCCUGAGGGCAAUCCUGUGUUACAAAAAUACCAGCUCCAUCUGCUCCAAUGAGGGCUUAAUAUUCAAGCUGAAGAGAGGCAAAGAGGUCUGCGCCUUGGACACCGUUGGAUGGGUUCAGAGGCGCAGAAAAAUGCUGAGCCACUGCCCGUCAAAAAGAAAAUGAGCAGAUUUCUUUCCAUUAUGGGCUCUGGAAACCACAUGGCUUCACCUGUCCCUGAAACUACCAGCCCUACACCAUUCCUUCUGCCCUGCUUUUGCUGGGUCACAGAGGAUCUGCUUGGUCUUGAUAAGCUUUGUUGUUGCACUUUAUACAUUUAAAUUAUACAAUCAUCAACCCCCAACCCUCUCUGUCUCUUGGAUUUCAGAGUGAAAACUUGAUUGGCAUUGAGAGGUG